AAAAGCAAAAAAAGAAUCAAUAAUAGUAAGAACACAUAAGGCAGUAAUUUGUUGGCAGAGUUAACGAACGCUUCAACGGCAAAAUUUCCGGGGUUCCUCUCUUUCAUCUUCAUGCGUGUUCAUCAAUUCUCAUUUUCUCACGCUUAAUUUUCAUCUCCUCCAAAAGGAUGCGUAAUUGAAGCGAGAAAUUGGAGGAGGAUAAGAAGUUUUGAGUGUUCGUGUUUGUGUGUGUGUGGGUGAGAGUGAUUUUUGUGUUACUAAGGUGAAAGAUCUGGCUAGGGUUUUCGUUUUUGUUUUGAGAUUGAUUGAGGUGAAAUCAAGAAGAUGAGCGCUUCUAGGUUCAUCAAGUGUGUUACUGUUGGGGAUGGAGCUGUUGGUAAAACUUGUUUGCUUAUUUCAUACACCAGCAAUACCUUCCCCACUGAUUAUGUGCCAACUGUCUUCGACAAUUUCAGUGCAAAUGUGGUUGUGAAUGGAGCCACUGUGAAUCUGGGUUUGUGGGACACUGCAGGGCAAGAGGAUUAUAACAGAUUACGACCUUUGAGUUAUCGUGGUGCCGAUGUUUUCAUACUGGCUUUCUCCCUCAUUAGCAAGGCCAGUUAUGAAAAUGUUUCCAAAAAGUGGAUUCCAGAGUUGAAGCAUUAUGCACCUGGUGUUCCCAUUAUUCUUGUUGGCACAAAGCUUGAUCUUCGGGAUGAUAAGCAGUUCUUCGUCGACCAUCCUGGUGCUGUUCCCAUUACCACUGCUCAGGGAGAAGAGCUUAGGAAGCUGAUCAAUGCUCCUGCUUAUAUUGAAUGCAGUUCAAAAUCACAGGAGAACGUGAAAGGAGUCUUUGAUUCAGCUAUAAAAGUUGUCCUUCAACCACCAAAGCAAAAGAAAAAAAAGAGUAAAGCGCAAAAGGCCUGUUCGAUAUUGUGAUUUUCUAGGUCGGUCUUAAAAUUUGACAACCAUUUCCCCGACAUGUAUUUCUCUCCUCUUCUUCCUUUUUUUCAUUCCAAUGCUGUUGAAGAAGUUGGAGUCUAUGUGGGUGUUCGUUCGUCUAACAUACUCUAGAUCUCCUUGAAGUAUAAGGUGGUUGAUGCUUUUCUUUCUUGGAAUUAUUGUGAAUUCUAAUUGUCAAAUUUGCAUUUCAUGGUUCCCACCUUUUUCUUAAGUUACGUUUUAUGUAUUAAUAGACUGGAAUAUCCCAGUUAGGACGACUACCUUGUUUGCUUGAAGAUAUAUAUAUAAUAUCUAAGUUGUUUUGUAUUUCGUUAUAA
Molecule: messenger RNA, 1259 nt
Organism: Trifolium pratense (red clover)
Lineage: Eukaryota; Viridiplantae; Streptophyta; Magnoliopsida; Fabales; Fabaceae
Product: rac-like GTP-binding protein RHO1
Exons: 8
Coding region: 325-918 (197 amino acids)
Biological process (GO): small GTPase-mediated signal transduction; regulation of cell shape; actin filament organization
Cellular component (GO): cytoskeleton; cell projection; cytoplasmic vesicle
Molecular function (GO): GTP binding; protein kinase binding; GTPase activity
Source: RefSeq, a predicted model, not a curated record